This is a messenger RNA of Mauremys reevesii (Reeves's turtle), 2252 nucleotides long. RefSeq names its product docking protein 2 (gene DOK2). NCBI's taxonomy places the organism in Eukaryota, Metazoa, Chordata, Testudines, Geoemydidae. The record is from RefSeq and is a predicted model, not a curated record. The coding region runs from base 243 to 1826 and encodes 527 amino acids. The transcript has 5 exons. Gene Ontology annotation, cellular component: cytoplasm. Gene Ontology annotation, biological process: positive regulation of MAPK cascade; cell surface receptor protein tyrosine kinase signaling pathway.
UGCUCAUGAAGUGAGAUCGGGAACAAACCCAGCCCAGAAGGCAGAAGCAGGAAGGCGUCCGGGGAGGGAAUGAGUUAAACUGAAGGGUAGGGAGCCGGAGCUAGAAGUGGGGUGGGCCAGGUGAGGGAGAGGUGCUAAGCAUGGGUCAGAGGUGGGAGGUGUGAAAGAUCGAGAGAGAUAGAGGGGAGGGCUGGGACAGGAAAGUGCGUGUGACAGAGCAAGAGGAUGCUCCUUGAUAGAAGAUGGACGAGAUGGUUGUAAAACAGGGGUUAUUGUACCUCCAGCAGCAGCAAACCUUCGGGAAGAAAUGGAAGAAGUUCUGGGCAGUGCUGUACCGGGAGAGCGCCUGCUCCUGCGCCCACCUGGAGCUCUUUGAGGGCUCCGGGCCUCCCACUUCCGAGAAGCCCAAGAAGGCUGAGAGUGGCAAGAAGCUCAUCAAGUUGAGUAACUGUGUGCAUGUGGCUGAGGCUAAUGGGGACACCAGCAGCCCCAAGGAUACUGUCCCCUUCAUCCUGGAGACCACGGACAAGCGCUACCUGCUGGCAGCUGAAAGCACCGAGGUGGCCAACUGGGUCCUCACCCUCUGCGAUCUGGCCUUCGCGAGGAGCAAGGAUGAACGGAAGGCAGCAGUGGGGAAGGACAGCCACCCAGUUUCGCUAUCCAUGGAGGAGAACUCCCUGUACAGCUCCAGGGCCAAAGCUGCGGCCACUAAGGAGUUCCAAGUGACCGUGAGGGCCACGGAGGCCUCCGAGCGCUGCCGCCUCUGGGGCAGCUUCAUCCUCCGAGCUGAGGAGGAGGCCCUGGAGCUUCAGGACUUGAAGACGGGGGGCGUGCUCUAUACCUGGCCGUAUAAGUUCCUGCGGAGAUUUGGACGGGAUAAGGUGACCUUCUCCUUCGAAGCCGGUCGAAGAUGCACCUCUGGAGAAGGCAACUUUGAGUUUGAGACCACGCAGGGCAACGAGAUCUUCCAGGUCAUUGAGUCAGCCAUCAACGUGCAGAGGGGCCUUGGGGCAGAAGAGCCGCGGUGGGUCGGCCCUGCUGACGAUGCCCUCAGGGUUCCCGUUCCUGUGAGGACCGUGAGCCGAGCCAGAGAUGGCGAGGAGAGGGUCUCAACUGGGGGAUCCCUGCUGCACCACAUGGCCAGCACCAAAUGCCUCUCCCUGGAGUCUAGCUUGGAGGGGAAGCCAGCCAAAGGCAAAUCAGUGAAGCCCACCAACAGCUUCCCCCUGUCCGGGGAGCCCACAAGCAGUUUCAUGUCCCCUGCUGACUCCGAGUUGCCCUACGCGGAGCCACGUGACUCCCUACGGCUGCCCCUGCAGGGCAGAGCCAAGACUCUGCAGCAGCCGAGGAAGGUGGUGGCUCAGGCAAAAGAGACACCUGAGUCUGAAUAUGCCGUGCCCUUCGACACCAUCGCCAAGUCCCUGAUGGCCACAGAGUUUGGCAGCUUUCUCUGCGGCUUUGAGGAGCCAGUGGUCCCGUACCCCCUGUAUGACAGCAUAGAUGAAGCGGGCGUGAGGAAGCAGAGCCAGCCACCCACUCAGACCAAGCCAGAGCACAUUUAUGAUGAGCCCGAGGGCCUGUCUGCCCACACCGUGUACGAUGAGCCUGAGGAGGUCAAAGGGGAGGCCUGGAAGCUGCAGGCCACUGCAGAGGACCCAGUGGGUCACGAGUACCCCUACAACUCCCAGCGGGAUGACUACUCUGUGCCCAAGAUGGCAGUGCCCACCUUGUACCCGCUCACCAGACAAGGGGGAGACUGGAUUGGGGAAACUGAAUACGACAAUGUGGCCCUGAGGUUCAUGAACAAGAAGAAGAAUGUGCAGUAAAAGGGAGGAGAGAGAAGAGGAGAGAGAACAAGAGAAAGGACUGCCAUUCCACUUGAGCCCGGGUAGUGCCAGCUCUCUAGCCCUGGAGAUGGCCGGAGUGGACAUUUCCAAGAGCCUUUGCUCUUCAGCUGUCCCUUAGAGUGAAAGCUGAGUCUGUCAAACUCAUCUCACUAGUGACUGAAAGCCUGUUCGGGCCUGGCUGUCCAGGACGGGGGGACAAUAGAAUUCAAGUGCCCUCUCCCUUAGCCUAGGCUGUAUAGAUUUAGGGCAGGGGUCAUGCAUUGCUGUGUAUUGUGUGCCAGCACUCAGCACGGUGAUGGCAGUUAAUAUAGAGAGUACUAAUAAUGCUGUCCCAAGGGUCUGCGUUUCUCUCCCGUCCCCAGAAGAUAUUCCUGGGCAUCUCUAUUAAAAACAGCAUUUAAAUCA